Messenger RNA from Pomacea canaliculata, 6209 nucleotides. Its product is annotated as cerebellar degeneration-related protein 2-like. The transcript is spliced from 7 exons. Bases 1042 to 2568 code for a protein of 508 amino acids. NCBI's taxonomy places the organism in Eukaryota, Metazoa, Mollusca, Gastropoda, Architaenioglossa, Ampullariidae. The record is from RefSeq and is a predicted model, not a curated record.
CUCAUUAUCAUUUGUUCACUAAUUAUUUUAUUCAUGCCGGAAGAUCUCGAAUCUGUUUGGGAUGUAAAGGAUGCGUUUGGAGGAACUGAAACCGUCAUCUAUGACUGAUGAGCACUUCAUGCAUGGCUGUGAUUGACACGCGGAAGGAGAUAGCGGCCUCGCCUCAGUCCCUUCUAUUUGUUCGGCUUGAUGCAUGAUGUGGCUCGCGAAGCACAGCUGUUCUAUUACUGACAGGUGCUGUGGGAAGUCUUGUCUGGCGGAGCCACGACUGAAGAAUAUCGACAAAUAUUGCAGACGUGACCGCGCCGCCGAUGGCGUUGAUGACGCAAGGGACUUGUUGUAGCGUCAGUGAGCAUUUCCUCUGUGACAGCGCGUGCUUCCCAGUCCUCACCAAGUGUUCGGUCUGGCUGCACGUCAUGCGCUCACGCACAGUGCACGCGCAGCAGUCAGUUUGUGCCAGUUGUGCCUUUGAGUCGCUGACCGAAGUAUGAUAUCGUGGAGUUGUGAACAUGAGACCCAGAUCCAGGCUUACCGGUGCUGUCGUCUUCGGUGUCGUCAGAUCCACGGCGAGUAAGAGCCUACUCAUGAGUCAAGCUUUUUACAUCCUAGUCUGGAGCCGCGAGGAAUGUUGCAAAGGCGCUACGGAUCCAGAAGGUUCUUUUGAGGCGGUGAUUUCAUGCCACGACGAUUUCCAGUGUUUGAUGUGAUACUGCUAUGAUAUCUGUACGGAUGUUUCAUCAACACGCAUUGAAAUUCAGCCGAUGUGUGUUCUGUGGAAACUUUAGUGAGAACUUCAAGACGGGAAAUAUAUUCUGUCAUUCCUCCAUUUUGUGGAUGUUCAAUUGAUCAGAUCCACGUGUAUGAAAAGAAAGUUAACAGUUUUGUAGGAGAGAGUAUAGCGGUUGAUGUACAGGCCUGCUGUGAUUUAAAGGUAUAAUUUGAAGCAACACAUCAGCAGCCGAGUCAUAGAAACAGUGCCUGCCUGUGUCGCAAAGGAAGCUGCUUCGCCCCGCGGGCCUGACUCAGCAGCCAACACGCAAGAUGACGUCUCGCGCCGAUCUUCACUGGGACUGCGACCUGCGGUGUGAUAUCGGAGACCUUGUGCUUAGGUCUAGGGAUGAUCUCCAGCUGGCAGCAGAGCUUGGCAAGGCUCUCCUGGAGAGGAAUCGAGAUUUGGAACUUCAGCUACAGCAACUACAGCAGCUUCACCAGGAGCAGAACAUGGAACUGCAGCAUGUCACCAAACAGCUGGAAACGCUACGCACUAUGACAGAGUCACGGAACCGUGUGUAUGAAGAGGUGGAUCGCAUCUCUCAGGACUUGGAGCGCCAGAACCAGAAGUUAACAAUGGAUGCCAGAGCUGAUAAGCAGAAGAUAGAGAGGCUGACUGCAUCUGUGGAGCAAUUAGAGCAGAAAGUGGAAGAUCUCUAUAAAAAGCUGGAGGAGUCCAAUAAAUCCAAAGAUAACAAUGCCAGCAUCAAGAUCCAGCAAGAGAAACGCCGCACAGCCAGUUUAGCGUCUCUCAAUGAAAGCCACUGUGAUAACAGGAGCAGUUUUUACAUUGGAAACCUGGCCUGGACACAGAGUUCCACAUUUAAAAAUCUUCCCCUUAACCCAUGGGAAGCAGAACUGCUUAAACUGCAAGAGGCAGUGCAGCAUUGCAAGACACAGUUGACCAUAGAGAGACGCAGACGGGAAGAUCUAGAGGUGGAGCUGGAUAUUACAGAGCAGGAAAAUAAGAGUUUGCAAACAAAGGUGACAAUAUUGGAAGACCGGCUGUCAGAAGCGAUGAUGUUGGAGUUUGAGCUAGAACAGGCCAGACAGAGUCCUGAAGGAAUAUGCCGCAAGUGUCGCAAGGUUUUGGAUAUUCAUGAAGAACUGCAUGCUCAAGAAAAGGAACUUCUUAGUGAAGUGGAGCAUGACAGCCCAGAACUGUUGUCCAAAGCCAAAGCAGUAAAGCUAGAGGGAGGAGGUAGCCUCUAUGGCAGUUCCGAGUCCAUCAAUAAGGUUACAGCCGAUGCCAAAGAAAUAGAUGACAACGAUGCAGGCAAGUCCAUUCUAGAUGAAUUAGAGACACAGUACAAGUCUUUAUUCCAGAAAUAUGAAGCUCUCAUUCAGAACAAGUCAAAGAGGCUCAGCAUGACCCAGACUGAUGAUGAAAAUCCAGAAGACAGAGCCAUGAGACGAAGACUGGCCCACAAGGAGGUUCAGACAUUGCUUCACAUGACUCUCAACCGAGAUUAUUUCCAGGAAAGCUGCCAGCCUCCUCCUUACAAAGCCCUUUUUAAGGACCUUUUUGCAACACUUCGCAAAUCUCGCAUAGAUGAGAAUCCUGAACAAGAUAGAGGGGCAAUAACCCCUGGUGGGACACCCAUUACGUCUCCUUCUAUGGAAUUUUUGAAAGCAGGAGAAAAUGGUAGAGCUGCCAUAUCUCCUGUCAGUCCAUGUAGUCCUUUACCAGGUGGAAAUGUGAGUGAUCAUGGUACAAAAGAGUGUGUUACAUCUGCUGGAAUAAGUGCAGCUAAAGGUCUGAUGCAAUUAGCGAAAGAAGAAGUCUUUGAAAGCUGAGUGCCGAGAUCCGUACAAGUAAUUAACAAUCAAAGAAGUGUAGAAUGUACUAAUGUAAUCUUGCAGGCAGAGUACAAAUCUGCAAAGUAGGCUGCUGCAGACUCUGUAAGAUGCAUUCUGUUUCAAAAAAGGUAAGCCAGACCAAUUAAUAUAAAGGAUAAAUCUCUCAAAAGAGUGUGUGUGUGUGUGUGCAUAUAUACAUAUAUUUCUGAAAGCAUAUGUAUCAUCUGGUAACUUACAUGGUAUUGUCAAUUGUGACCCUAGCUAAUACUCAGAAUGUAGUUGUUUCUCAUGCAGGGAGGGAGGAAGUACUUAACAAGAUUUUGUUUUAAUUUUUUUAUCUUUUAACUUUUAAGGAUAUAAUAUUUGAAAUGUUGAAUCUUGCUAAUAUUUGAACUGUUAAUUUCAUUUUUUGGUGCUAUGUCAGCAGUAGACACUGUAGGAUGCAAAUCAUACCUUUUUACUUAGUGGGUGUGUGUUCAAAAUUUAUCAUUAUAUCAGAAGCUUACCAAAUUUAGCAAUUAUUGUUUGAGGUUUAUGCAAAUCACAGACAUUAAAAUGAUGCCAUUUUUAACAUUAUUGUUUAUUAAGGAAAGAAGCUUGCAUCUCAGUUUUGUCUUUUAGACAGCAAAGCAUGAAGACAUACAACAAAUACAUGUAAUAAGUAGCACAACUUGAAAGAGGCAAAUUCUAUAUAGUGCAGAACUGGAAAAUAUUGAAAAGUUUGUGAGAUCCACUUGACUCCUGGUAAUAUAUAUGUGUGUAUAUAUAUAUAGGACGGGGUAUGAAUUAAAUGCUAAAGAAGAAGAAGAAAAAAUGAACACAAACUUAUGUUUAGAGUUAAGGUAACAUUUGUUUGAAUGAAAAUGUUUUCCCCUGAAAAGACCUAGAUUACAGUAGGCAGAUUGUCAUAGAUGUGGCUCAUGAAUGUUGCAACCCACAGGAUUUUAAAUCUUCAGGGCUUUUUACCGUGGUACUGUCAUGACAGUCUAUACGUGUAUUAGGGAAGUCUUGGAGUAAACUCUGAACAGUGAAUAUCAGUAUGCAUAGGCAUCUAUCUUACUCUCAUUUUUCUUUUAGGGAAUAAAUACUUUACAGCAAUGUAAAAAAUAUUUUGACCUUUCACAACCCUUUUAAAAAAAGCCUGUGAUUAUAUCAAAAUAUGUCAAAAUUUCAUUUUGGGAAGCAAGAUUACUAGCUUGCUUAAAAAAAAGAUAGAGGUAAGGAAUAAUUCGAAAUAGUACUUGUAGAAAUCACCACAUCCUACUUUCUUUCCCUCGUCACCAAAGAGGAAAAAGGAAAAACUGCAAUCACAAACUUGGCAUCCUUUACUUUUACCAAAAAGCAAGAAAAGUUUCCACUUUUACAAUCUUUUUUUUUCCAACUUGCUUUGCUUACUCACUGAGCAUGAAUAUAUAACUAAACUUUGUAGAAAUCUUACCCAGAUAGCAUUUAAACAUUUUAUAAACGUGUUAAAAAAGUUUACGCAAUAUGUUUUAAUAAUGUUUGCAAAUAUAUAUCACUGAACUUGAAUUGAAGACAACAAUAGAUGAUUAAUCCUGCAUUCCACAAAACAGUUCACAUUCACAACUUUCAGUUCACUUUUAUUAUGAUUAAAGCUUAUGAACAAUAGCUGAAGAUGUUCUCAAGUAAAAGGUUUUGUUUUUCAGAUCUUGACACACUGUGAUCUCGGAAAUUUAUAUUCCAUGAUUCUUUCUGAUUCUUUUUUUGGGUCACAAUCUUCAGGGAAUUUUUUUUUUAGGGUCUGCAUAUUUCAUUAUUUUUUUUUUCUUUUGGGGUAUCUAUAUUCUGUGAUGUCUUUUUUUGCAAAUCUUUGUAUUCCAUUAUCAGAUAUAAAUGAACAAAAUUAGCUGUGCUGGCUUAUGAGGACAUUUUCUUUUAGCCUUCGAUCCCUGAAGUUUCUUGUCCCUUAAGAAAUAGGAUCUAUUGCUUGACCCCAUUUAAUGUUUUUGACAGUUUGUUCAUCUUUUCACGGGUUUUGAGCAAAAUUCUUAAAGAAUUUUUAUACUUUCCUGCUUAUUUUGUCUUUUUUUUGGUCAGCAAUGCCAGAAGUUUUAUUUUUAUUUUAGUGAUGUAUGUUUUGAAGGGUUUGAUUUUCUAUGUGUUUUUAUACAAUGUGAUGUUUAGCAUUUUGGAUGUUUAAGAACCAACUUUCAUUUUUCUUAUCAUCAGCAAAUAUUCACACAUUUCUUUAUAAAUACUUAACAAACUAUUUAAGGCUACAAUGGUCAUUGAUCCUGUCACCUUUUAUUCAUGUGUUGUUCUUGCUGAAUUACAUCUUAGAUGUUUGCACUAUUCUUUGAAGUACAAUAAUGUAUAUGAAGUAAAAUGGGAGACUGAUUUGACAGUUCUAUUUACUUUUUUUAAACAUGCUUUGUUGUUUUUCUUCUCUAGCCUUAUCAUUUUGUCUUCAGUUUGACCAGAAUGUUGAAGCAAUUUUCUCACAGUAUGUUCCAAAUGUAAAAGUAUCUUGCCUAAGAUUCAUUUUGUGUCAAAGGAUAAGUUUUUUGCUGAUUGAGGCACUCCUAUUUCUUUCAAAGGUUUGGGAAAGUGGAGUAGACAUUUAAGAUAAAGUGGUUUGUCUUUCAUGUGGAGGAUGUGUCGCUGUUUUGUCGCUGAAAAUGAUUACUGUUUAUACUUAAAUUAUCUAAAACAUGAUGCUAAAAUUGUGCAUUCUUGUACUGUGUGAUUGCAUGAUUAAAUAUGUAUUGAAAAACUAUUUGUUCAUUUCAAGAUGACAAAGGAAGAGGGAUUUUUGGGGUUUGUUUUCUUUUAGUAUGGAAGCAUCUGUUUAUUUUUAUGAAAGAUGAGUGCCUGCUAUUUAUCUUGUAUAUAGGAAUCUGUACAAUUCUCAGUUCUGUAUGUUAUCAGUCCAGGUAUUUGAAAAUCUUAAUUGUUGUAGCCAUUGUCACUAACAGCUUUAAGACAUAAAAGACUUUGGAAAGCAACUUUCCCAAGCUCCCAUUGUUCUGGCAAAGUUGCUUCUUCCAAUUCUCAAGCCCUUUAACCUCUACAAAAAUAAGGCCAUAACAAUAUAUUUAGGUACACUUGCUAGCCUUUAUAAAUGCCAUAGAAUGUUAUGCUUAGAUACCAGAUGCUGGUUUACUAUUAACAGUUGCUAAAGGGCUUUAUCUCUGAGUCUUUGUUAUUUAUUAGCGAUGACUGUGACCUGGAGUUAAUUUCAUAGAUACCCAUUCAACAUCUGAAUUUGAAGCAGGGAAGAUAGCCCUGCACAACCCCAAUCUGCCUCGUGGGGCUUGUCUUCAGAUUUUGAUGCUGUUUAUUAUUACUGGUGCUUAUGUAUUUAUUACUAGUCUGUGAUGUUUGUCUUUCAUUUUGCGCAAGCAGAAUUGUGUUGGCUAUUCUUUGGUCUUAUAAUUUUUCUUAGUCUUAUGUUAUCAUUGAGUGUUUAAUGUAUCUGAUAAAUAGCAAAAUGCUUAAGUAAGCUUCAUUACAAAAUAAGACAGAUCUGUUUAUGUUGUUGUGCUGAUCUUCAUGCAACACAGAAAAUGAGGCAGAUGAACAUUGUACUUAUGAGUAUUUUGCUAAUCCAUUAAUCUUGUAAUUAAAUUCAACAUGACUUGUAAUAUUUUGAUAUUUUUGUUACACACCAAAAAAAA